Prunus armeniaca (apricot) is the source of this 777-nucleotide messenger RNA. Lineage: Eukaryota; Viridiplantae; Streptophyta; Magnoliopsida; Rosales; Rosaceae. The record is from the annotation of a GenBank genome assembly.
AUGAAGAAAUGUGAGCUCUCCAAAAGAGUGCCACAUGGGAAACUCAUGCAUUUACCUCAUGGAAAUAAGACAGCAGGAUACAGGUGGAUUUAUACUGUGAAACUCAAAGUAGAUGGAUUCGUUGAAAGAUAUAAAGCUAGAUUGGUGGCGAAGGAAUACACACAAAGAUAUGAGAUAGACUACGAGGAGACCUUUGUCCCAGUAGCCAAGAUUAACACUAUUAUAGUCAUAUUGUCUCUAGCAGCAAAUUUCAAUUGGCCACUACAUCAGUUUGAUGUCAAAAAUGCAUUCUUACAUGGAAACUUGGAAGAAAAAGAAUUUAAGAUGAAGGAUUGGGGUGAUCUGAACUACUUUCUCGGAAUCGUAGUAGCAAGGUCAAAAACUGGUAUAUUUUUGUCUCAAAGGAAGUAUGUAAUGGAUUUACUCACUGAAACAGAAAUGCUUGGAUGUAAACCUGCUGACACACCCAUUGAGAUGAAUCACAAGUUAUGUGAAGACAUGGACCAAGAACCAACCAAUAAGGAACAGUACCAACGCCUUGUUGGAAGGAAUGCAGUUGAUCGAAUUUUAAGAUACUUAAAGUUAGCCCCGGGGAAAGGAUUAAUGUUCUCAAAAAAUGGAGAUCUUGAAGUUGUUGGAUAUACAGAUGCUGAUUGGGCUGGUUCCAUUAUAGAUAGACGCUCUACUUCUAGUUACUUUACAUUCAUGAAAGGUAACCUAGUCACUUGGUGGAGUAAAAAGCAAAAUGUGGUUUCUUGGUCCAGUGCAGAAGCAUAG